AUGAAAAUACCUCUUAAUACUCUUGAACAACCUAAAGAAAUAGACCGUCGUGUAAUUUCUUCAAGCUUAAUUUUAGCUCUUGGCAUCCAUCUUAGUAAGUCCUAACUUCUUGGAAGAGUUGCUCUAACUAGUCAAUGAUAAGAGUAAUGUUAUCCACAAAUUAUCUUUGGGAUCAUUAACUUUACUUAUGGAUAAAUUAGAUGAUUAUAUUUAAAAUAUGGCUUAGCUUGUAUAAUAAAACUCAAGGCAUGAUUGUUCAUAAUUGUUAAACCUUAUAAAUAGUUUAAUGGAGUAUGAAUGUUAUAGGUAAUAAUUUAAAAAAUAUUCAUAGAAAAUUAUUUAAUUCAUUAGAACAUCUAUUAAGCAUAGUUGAGCAUACAGAUAGUUUGUAAAAUUAUGAGACUAUUAUGAACAUUCUAAUCAAAAUUUUUGAUUAAGCAAUAAAUCUCAAUAACCCUUAAUAAAAAGAAAUUUGCAAUCAAUAAUUAAGAGAUAAUAUACCUAGAUUGAUUUAUUUGAAUCGAUUUCUCUUUGAUCAUAAUAAUACACUUUCAUCAACUAAACUUGAAUUGAUUGAUUAUUAUAAUGAUGAUCCAAAUUAUUUAUCUAUUACAGAUAAUCCAAUUUAAUUUCCAUAAUUGCAAUUUGAAUAUGUAGAGCCAAUCAUUUUAGAUGAACCUUAUGCAGAUUUAUGUAAAAAUGGUAUUCAUAAAAAGGAAUUGCAACAUUAAACAUCAAUUAAAGUACUAUAUUUUAAUUGAUUAUUUUUAGAACUUUAGCAUAAAAGAUGAUAAUUCAAUGUCUGCCCUUCUUUUAGCAAAAUCAAUAUUAGGAUAGCAAGAUAUGCCUCUUACUCCUUUAGUGGAAGCUGUAAAAUAUAGAAUUCUAAUUUACAGAGGUUUAGCAUCAAAUAAAACAGAAACUAAAACAUUAGUUUUAGGAAUGCAUAUAUUAUCACUUGAGAUGAAUAUGUUAUUAGAUGCAUUCUGUUCAACUCAUGAUUGUGCUUUUUUAUUAGAUUAAGUAUUUGUUGAGAAAAUUGAAUAUGAAUAAUAUUUUAGUAUCUAUGCUAAAUUAUUUUAAUUGAAAACUGUAUAACCAAAAUUAUUAGUUACAAUAUUAUCAACAUUAGAUGAAAUAUUAGUAACAGAAAGACAAUAGGAUAAUGAAAUUGCAUUAAACACAGCUAAAAAUUAUGAUGAAACAUUUUUAUAAUUAAUUUAUGAUGUUUUAUCAAUGCAACCACAUCAAAUUGAAAUAGAAUCAAGUUAUCCACUAAAAUACAAUGGAUAACUUUUAAAUGAACAAUGUGCUAGAGAUGAGGAAGUUGCUUGUGGAAUUUUUACAUUAUUUUCUUCAGAAUCUGGAGUACUAUUAUUAAGUAGAAGUAAUAUAGCACUUGGAUCUUCAUAAGCUUUAAUUAGAACAUUACUUAUUUAAGAUAAUAAAUCAUUUCUACCACCUGUAAUCCUUAAAGCAGCUAUCGGAAUGUUAGGAAGACUAUCCAGAAAAGAAGAUUUAUAAAGAGAUCUUAAAAUAUUUAAUGAUCUAAUUAAAAUAGUUGAAAACUUAAUUUCUAUUGGACCUAAUCUAAUCAAACCUACAGAUUAAGGAUUUUAACAUGUGACUUUUGAUGAGACUGAUUCCAUCAUUUCAUUUGCUAUUUAGAGUAUCAAUGAACAUUUUAAAGAUGAUCUUGGUAGAAGAUAUAAUAGAGCUAAUGCACCAACAAUUGCCAGAAAGGUAUCAGAAACUCAAAUUAUUAAAAAAUUAUAAAAUUUACUUUAAGACAACAGAUAUACUCUUAUUAUAUAGUAAACUCUCAUUUUAAUUUCACAUCUUGCUAAUGAAGUUCCUACUCUUAUUGGUAGAUUAAUUGACUCUUAAUUACCAUAAUAAUUAAAUUAAAUCAUCUAGAAUCUAAAUUAUUCUUAAAUUAAUAAUAAAAUGGUUAAUGCUAUCUUUUAAUUCUAUUUUAAUAUUUCAUUGAAAGAAGAAGGAUAUGAUCAGUUCAACACUUUUGGUUUAUAAUUUAUGUAACGAAUUCUGGACUAUUGUUUACUUUAAAAUAAUGUUCCUAAAGAACUAUUAACAUCUGUUGGAUAAAAUAUUGCUAAAUAUCUAUAAAAAAUUGAUAAAGUUGCUCCAUAAGUUAUUAACAUACUCAAUAUUGGAUUGGAAGGACUUUAUAAUUAUUUAAUUGAUAAAAGAAAUAAUUUGAAAGAAGAUACUUAUUAAUCAUAUAAUGAGAUUAUUACUAAAAUAUCAAAUUUAUCAAUUUUGGCAUUCAAAAUGAUUCACAAUUUGCAUCCAUCUCAAUAAGCUGAAAUGAAUGCAAAAGGAUUUUUUGAAAAAUUAUUGAUGUUUUUUGAAUUUCCUGCCUUUGAUUUUAAAAAUGACUUAACUAAAGUAUUUAGAUUAUUUGCCUAAUUAGAUGAACUUGAUAAUCCAUUUAAAGCAUUAUCUAAAGUGCUUAUCUCUAUUUCUAAAUUAGAAAAUAAAUUAGGCUGUACAUUAGAAAGUUCAAAUAUUGUAAUUGAUGAAUCAUAUUAUAAUUCUGAAAAAUUCUUUUUAUCUUGUCCUUUGGAUUAAUUAUUUUAGAAAUUAGAAUUUGUUUCAUACUAUUCUUAGAUUGAAUCACUUAUGGAAGUAUUAAAACAUUAUCUAAUAAAUGGUUAAAUUAGAUAUGAGUAAUAAGAAAUAAGUAAACUAUUAAAUAAGAGUUGUUCUUUGAUUUUAAUAUUGAUACGAUCGAUUAAAUAAGGAGAAGAUAUGAAGAUGGAUUUAGCUUUUAAAAAAUCUGUCUUUUACUAAUAUAUAUAAUUGUUAAAAGUUAUAAUAAUUAAUUCAUAUAGAGUAAUGAGAAGAAUUAAUAAUGAAUUGUAACCACUUAGCAAUUUAUUUUGUUAAUUAAGUUAGAAUUUAAGAAAUGAAAAUAUCUAAGUAGUUUAGUUACAUUCUUAUAUAAUUAAUGAUUUAUUAAACAAUCUUGUUGAGGGUAGAAAAUAUGCAGAAUUUUAAAAUUUACAUCCAGAUUUUUUAAGUCUCUUAGUAAAUUCUGAUUUCUUAGAGAAUUUCAAAUCAGGAAUUAGCUCAUUUAUUUAAUUAGUAGGUUAAAAAAAUAAUAUUGAAUCUUUAGAUUAAUUAGGUUAGUAAUAUGCAAACAUUAUAAAAUUAAUUUAUCUAAAUAAAGUAGAUCAAAGUAAAAAGAUUUCAGGAUAUAUGUUGAUUCCAAAAUAAAUUGAAGAAAUAUAAAAUCUUUUAACAAUUACUUAAUGUUUAUCAGAUGAUCCAAUUUAUGCAAUAUAAGAGUAGUUAUUUAAUAAAACAGUAUUUAUAUUCCGUCCUUCAUUUUUAUAAGAUAUAUUACAGAAAGAUAGAGAAAACUUUUUCUAAAAAACUUAUUAAGUUUUUAGAGAUGAAAAUGGUGGUGAUAUAGAUAUACUCUAAUAAGAUUCAAAUGAAGUGAGGAUAAAAUUAAAAGAUAUGGGUUAUUAAGAAGAUGUAAUAACUAUAGCACUUCAAAACAAUGAUAUUUUUGAUGUGACAAGACUUACUGAUUGGAUUUGUGAAAAUUAAGAAAUGAUUGAAGAAUAAAGAUUGAAAAUGAUAGAAAUUCAAAAAAAUGAGCCAUCUUAAGAAGUCAUUACAUAAUAAAUUUAAAAUAAAUAAAAAAAUCUUAAAUAAUAUAUCUAAACUAAUAUGCUAUAUUUUAAUAGAUUUGAGGAAAGCAUAUUCUAAUUAUUAGAAGGUUAAAUAAUGCCAUCACUAUUAAAAUGUUUGAAACAAGUUGUUUUUGAAUAAUUUAAAUUGUAACUCAAAUUUAAAGACUGUGAGCCUGAAAUCAAACCUCCUUCUACUGAUAAUAUGAAAGUCAUCAUUACUAUUUUACAUUAUAUUUACAAAUAAAAAAAUCUUGUUGAAGAAUAUGAAAGUAUUGUAACUGAAUUAAUGAAAUUGGCAUAAGAAUUAAUGAAAUAUUAGGAUGAUCUAAGUCUUAAAGCAGUUAAUCAUAUUUUGGCAAUUUUAACUCUAUUUAUUACAGAUGAUCAAAAAAAGAAAAAGAAUCAUCAUGAUACUGUAAAUGACAUUCUUUUAGGCGUUAUUAAUAUCUUAAAAGGUAAAGUACAAAAUCAUAUUACUUCAAAAAUCUGUAUUGAAAUACUUGUGAGAGCAUUUCAAGUUAAUAAGGAAAAUGUAUCAAGGUUUGUUUCCUAAAUGAGAGGAUUAGAAUAUCUUAUUAAAAUUAAAGGAGAUUAAUAAAAUCAUAUGUUUCCAUUGACUAAAUUAGUACUUUCUAUUGUUCAUGAUAAAAGUUUAGUGAUCGCUUAAAUUGAAGCUAAAAUUAAAAAGAUUCUUUAUAAUUUAGAAUACAAUAAAGAAAUUGAAAACAUCAAUAAAUAAUAACAAUAACCUUCAUCAUAAGUUCAAUAACAACAUUAACCUCAUUAUCCUAUUUGUUUUUAACCUAUUUAUUAUAAUAUUCCUAUUACAAAUGAAAUUAAAAUUGCUUCUAAUCAUCCAGCAUUAGUGACUAUUUAAAAUCAAGUAAUUUAUACUGAUGAAGUUAAAGAAGUUAUGUCUUAAUUAUUUGAAGAUGGAGAAACAAUUGAUGGAGUCAAAUAUUUAAAUUUGAGAAAAGGUUGUUAAUUAUACACUCUUGAUUGUGUUUAACCUACUAGUUUUUAAAAGCAUAAAGAGCCAGAAACUGCUAAAAAAAGCAAAUAAGUUUCAAAAAAGAAAAAGAGUGAAGAUAAAUUACAAUUAUAAUCCAAUUUCUAGCAUACAUAAGAAGCACAAAUUUUGAUCAAAUUACUGAUAUAAUAAAUGAUAAGCUCAUUUUUUGAAAAUGAAUAAUAUCAAUAUCAUUGGUAUACUAUCACUUAAGUUUUGUAAAUAUUAAUUAGACGUUAUCCAGUUUUAAUACCUAAAAUAGUAAGAGUAAAUUGUAGUAAAUUUUUAAAGCCUUAUUAAAAGUAAUUAAGUAGUGAUUACCAAGAUUUAGAACUACCUAGAAAAAUCUCUUUUCUUACUUUAAUUACAAGAAUAAUGACUCCUGCAAAGAACUUACUUUUUGAACUAUGUUUAGAUAAUAUUUUAUUGUAUUAAAUGGCUAAUAACAAUAUUGUUCCAUUUUCAAAUGAAACAAGGAGAAAAAUUAUAAGUGAACUAUAUGAUGGAAUUGAUAAAAGAAUUAAGACAUUUGAUUCGAUAGUUUGUCAAUAUUCCUAUACUUUGAUAAGACUUUUAUAAAUAAAGUCAGUGGCAAAGAUUUGCUAUCGAAAUAUUCAUGACACCGCAAAUUCUUUUAACUUUAUCAAAUUAUAUAUGGAUGGAAUGAAGAACUUUGAGUUGAAAUCGUAUUAUAUUUAUGAAAAAGAAUUAUAAUUCAUAACAGAAACUUUGGCUGUUUUAUUCAAUAUGGCAAUUUAUCUAUUAUUUUAUAAGCCUGCUCCAGUUAUAAUUUCAAAAUAACAAUAGGAACAUUAUGGUGAUCAUUUUCAAUUACAAGGUAUGAUAGGAUAAUUGUUAUCAGAGGAAAUCAAUUAAUAAUUGGUUCCAAAUAAAAGUAUUUUAUAUUAAGAUUCAAUAAAAUAUUUUUAGAAAUGGCCGCUGUUACCAAUUUCAUUCUUAGAAGAAUUAAAUUAAAAUCAAUAACAUGAAGAAUUAGAAUUUUAAUAAUUUUUAUCUCCAUUUAGAAGAAGAAAUAGACUUGUAAAUGUUGAAUUGAUUGCAAAUAUUGAAGAGGAUGAUGGUAUGUUAGAAUUAGAAUAUAAUGAUAAUGAUGUACUUAGUGAACAUAGUGGAGGAUCUCAUAAUUCUCAUGAAUCAGCUCCAGAUCUUGAAGAAGAAAAUAGUUGGGGAUCUAGUUAAAGUGGAAAUAAUCAGAUAGAAGCUGAAGAAGCAUAGAAUUCUUCAUCAAGUUGGACUGAUGAAGAAGAUGAAGAUGAAGAUAAUGAUUAGUAGGAAGAAGAAGAAGAAGAAGAGGAAGGAAGUGAAUAAGAUGAAUAAGAAGAAGAAAAUGCAAAUAGUGAAUUAUAAAGUGAUAAUGAAGAAGAUAUUGAUCAAGAAGAUGAAGAAGAUCAUGAAGAAGAUUAAGAAGAAGGAGCUAUGGAUGAAGAAAAUGAAGAAUAAGAUCAAUAAAAUAAUGAAAUUUCUGAAGAAAAUAUUGAAGUCACUAAAUAAAUUCAUCAUCUUACUAGUAGAGAAGAUUAAGCAUUUGCCAAAAUGACUAAGUCUAUUAUUUAAUUGAUCGGCAUUCAAUUCCCCUAAUAAUUUAUCAAAGUCUUAGAUAAAUUAGUUCACUCUUUACCUAAAAUGAACUCUCCUGAAGAUUCAUAACCUAUUAAUUGGUGGACUGAACUCACUCAAUAUAUCUCUAAAUCAUUCUAGUUAGAUGAAAGAGCAUAUGCAUAAGAAUUAAGAAUGCAACCACUUUUUAGAGAUAAUAGAUUCACUACUGAAAUAUUUAGAAUUGAUUAAAAUGAUAGAAUAUUUAAUAGAUUCUAAGCAGCAAGAUUUGAUCAGAUUGAAAGAUUAGAAAGAAAUGAAUAAAUUAGAUAAGAUAGAUAUAGAUAAUUGAUGUUUAGAAACAGAAGAGAAGAGUAAUAAUUAGAACAAUAACUCUAAUAAUAAAAUCAAUAACAAACUAAUAUAUUCUAAUAAUAGCAUCAGCAAUAAUUUAUUAGAUUAUUUAAUUGGAAUUAGAUUUCAUAAAAUCUACUACAACCAUAAUAAUAAGAAUAGCAAUAAUUAUAAUAGCAAUCUAAUCUUGCUUAAAUAUAAUAAACUACUUCAAAUUUAUAAAGUAUAUAGGAUUAAUUAUAAUAAUAGUUUUUGAACUUGCUUAAUUCAAAUUAAAUUUUUUAAUAAUAGUAAUAGUAAUUGUAACAAUAAUAAUAAUAGUAAUAAUAGUAAUAAUAGUAAUAACAAAUUUAAGAAUAGAUUUAAGUGGAAGAAUAAUAAGUUUUAAUUCCUUAAGUAAAUUCAGAAGUUAUGUAAUUAGAAGGAUAAAAUUAAGAAAUUGAAUAAUUAGAAAAAAAAGAGUAAUAACCAUUAUAAUAAUAAUAACAAUAACAAUAAUAAUAAUAAUAAUAAUAACAAUAAUAAUAAUAAUAACAAUAAUAAUAAUAAUAAUAAUAACAAUAAAUGCAAACAGAAGAAUAACCUUAAAAAGUAGAAUAACCUAAUUAAAAUAUUUAAUAAUAAUAAUAAAAUUUAGAAUUACUUUACCCAAAUACUUUUAGUUUUCUCUAAAGAGUUGGAAGAUCUUUUGAUGAUUUAACCAAUAAUAAUAUUGAUCCAUCAGUAUUUGAAGAUUUAACUGAGGAGAUGAUGAUUGAUAUAAUUUCAAACAUACCUGAUAAAGAAAUAAAUAAUAUUGAAGGAAUAGAUCCAUAAUUCUUAUAAUCAUUACCACCAGAAAUUUAACGAGAAAUAUAUUAAUAAUAUGUAUAGCCUCCUUAAAAUUAACCUUAAUAAUAAUCAGACUUAGAUCAAUUAAUUGCCUUAAUUAAUUAAACUCCUUAUGAUGACAGAGAGGAAAUGUACUUACAAAUCAGUGCGGAAUAAGUCAGAAAUCUACCAUAAGAUUUAAGAUAGGAAGCUACUUAUAUAAGAGACAGAGCCGAUUAAAGGGCCAUCGAAUAAACUGAGAGAUAAUUGUAUUAUUAGAUUGAUCCCUUGUAAUAAUAAUAAAAUUAACGUAAUCCCAAUCCAAAUCCAUAACCAUAAUAAUAAUAGAGAAAAGAAAAUCAAAAAUCUUUGAACUUAAAAAAUUUACUAUAAACUUAAAGACAUUUAGUUUAGAAAUUAGGAAAUGUGGAUGAUGAUUUUGCUGAGUCUUUAUUAAAAUUGCUUUAUGUUGAAUCACAUAGUUUUGUAAAUUUCCCAAUCAAUUUAUUUAUUGCUUUAACAAAUAAUCCAAAUGUAGAGUACAAGUUGAUUGAUGCUCUAUUUUUCAUAUUAAAGAAUCGAAUUCAAAGAACUGAUUAAAGUGAAUUCCCACCUUAAAUUUUAAUAAGAAGAAAUGGAUUAAUAAGAGAUUAAAGAAAAAUCUAUGAAAUAGUUUCACUGAAAAUUCUUUAUUUAAUUUCAAAAUUAUAGGGUCCAUCAAUCAAGUAUUUCUUUGAAACAAAAAAGCAAGGACAAUUGUAAUCGAUAGUCAGAUUAUCAGAAGGUACUUAAGAUCUUCCAUUAUUAUAAUUAAUUUAACUUUUGCCUUUGUUAAAGGGUGAUCAUUAAGAAUUGUUGAUUUAAGCAAUAUCUAAUAUUACAACAAAGUAGAAAGACUUUAAAUAAGAUUAAUUAAAUUUAGAUUCUAAAUCAGUAGAAUGUGUUUGUACAAUAUUAUUAUAAAAUAUGAAUAGAAGUGUAAAAAACUUUUCUCAUAUAAUUUUAAAUCUAAGUAAUAAUAAGGAAAAUUAACAAUUAAUAAUUAAAUAUAUAAAGGAGUUUAUUUAAAGAAUAACAAGAGAAAUAAACAAUAAUUUUGCGAAACAAUGUUAAUAUGAUGAGAUAUUUACUGCAGAUAAAGCAUUGAUUAAUGUAUUUUAAUUUGUUAGAGAAAUGAAUGAUAAAAUAGGAGAGAAUAAUGAUCAAUAAGAUACAAGAAGUAAUUUCAAGGAAUUGUUAGAAGAUUAAGGAUUAAUUUAGUUAUGGAAAAACUUAAUAAAAUUAUUGCAAGAUAUACCAUAAGAGAAGUUAGCAAAAUUAAGUACAAAGAUAUCUCCAUAUUUGGAAUGCUUUUUUAUAAUUUAUUAAUUAGUUAAUCCAAUAAGAAAGAAUAAGAAUGUUUAAAGAGAGCCAACAAAGAUUGCUAGUAUGGAGGGACAAUAAUAGGAAGUAUAAGAAUAAUAGUUACAUGAUGAAUUGUUCUAAUAGAUAUGUGAGAGUGGUAAAGUUCUGUUGAAUAUGAUGAUUAGAGAGAGAUUAUAAGAAUUAAGAGAGAAAGGGAAAUUAGUUAAUGAUUCUUUGGGAGUGAUAAUAUUUAAGAAUCCUAGAAUAGUAGAUUUCGAUAAUAAAUAGAAGUAUUUUAAGAUGGAAUUGAAAUAGUUAAAACUGCAAAAUAAUAGACAUCAUUAUGGAAAUAUAAAUUUAAGAUGCAGAAGAAAGGAUAUUUUUAUGGAUUCAUAUCAUCGUAUAAGUAAAUUAAAGCCAGAAGAAUUGAAAGGUAAAUUACAUGUAGAAUUUGAUGGAGAAGAAGGAAUAGAUGCAGGAGGUGUAACAAGAGAAUGGUUUUUGAUGCUUUCUAAAGAGAUUUUCAAUCCUAAUUAUGCUCUCUUUACUCCAUCAUUAAAUGGUCAAAUGUUUUAGCCAAGUAAUAAAUCUCAUGUGAAUCCAGAUCAUGUUAAAUAUUUUAAAUUUAUUGGAAGAAUAGUAGGUAAAGCAUUAUAUGAUGGAUAAUUAUUGGAUACAUAUUUUACUCGUUCAUUUUAUAAGCAUAUUUUGGGUUAGAAAUUAACAAUUCAUGAUAUGGAAGAUAUAGAUUUGAAUGAAUAUAAAAGUAUGAAAAAGAUAUUAGAAGAAAAUGUAACAGAUUGGGGAAUAUAUUGGACAUAUAAUGUAGAUCAUUUUGGUAAAUUAGAAGAAAGAGAAUUAAUUGAAGGAGGAAAAACUAAAUUAGUUACUGAAGAAAAUAAAAUAGAAUAUGUUUAAACUUACUGUUAUUAAAAAAUGGCAAAAGAAAUUAAAGAUUAGAUUGAAGCAUUUUUAAAUGGAUUCCAUGAAUUAAUUCCACAAUCUUUAGUAAGUAUUUUUGAAUGGAAAGAAAUGGAAUUAAUGUUGUGUGGUCUUCCUGAUAUUGAUCGUAAGAUUAUUAUAUUUAUAUUAUUAGUUGAGGAUAUGAAAGAGAAUAUAGAAUAUCAUGGAUAUGAUAAAGGAGAUAAAGUUAUUUAAUGGUUAUGGGAAUUAUUGGAAAGCUUUGAUAAGAGUAAAAGAGCUGCAUACUUAUAGUUUAUUACAGGUAUUCUAAUUUAUUAAUGAUAAUUUUAGGAACUUCUAAAGUACCUUUGGGAGGAUUUAAAGAAUUAAAAGGAAUGCAUGGUCCGCAAAAAAUAUAGAUACAUAAGAAACCUUAUGUCAAUUUUGAAUUACCUACAUCACACACUUGGUAUUUUUAUUAAAUCUAUAACUAAUAGUUUUAAUUAAUUAGACUUACCUGAUUAUCCAGCUAGAUAAAUUUUAAAGGAAAAAUUAGAACUGGCAAUCAUGGAAGGAAAGGAAGGUUUUGGUUUUGCUUGAU
Paramecium sonneborni is the source of this 10243-nucleotide messenger RNA. NCBI's taxonomy places the organism in Eukaryota, Ciliophora, Oligohymenophorea, Peniculida, Parameciidae. The record is from the annotation of a GenBank genome assembly.